Linum trigynum is the source of this 5179-nucleotide messenger RNA. NCBI's taxonomy places the organism in Eukaryota, Viridiplantae, Streptophyta, Magnoliopsida, Malpighiales, Linaceae. The record is from the annotation of a GenBank genome assembly.
UAUUGCUUUGCUUGUUUGUUAAAUGAAAAAACCCUAAAAUUCUUUUAUAUUUUCUGUAUGUCAUGGAUGGUUAGUGUGAGUAGUUAUGCAUUAGAAGACCUCGAUGAUACUAUCAUAGAGCUUCCUAGGAUUUUAUCACUUGUUUUCACAUCACUGGACCAAGCCCUUGUUCGCCCAACUUAUCAAUUAGAGGCAUACAUGUCUUGACCGAGAGUUUUCAUGCAAUCAGAAAGGCCACUAGAUGUUUAACAGGAAGUUUCCCAACUUAUCCCGCCCUCUCUACCAUAAACCGCUGCAAUUCGAGAGGUAAUCCGCUACAAAAUAUUUCACAUUUAUUAGAGCCAAGGCCAGAGGGAGUUUUAAAUUUGUGUAACACCCUUUGUAUACAAUAAAUACCAAAGUUAGACCCAUCCUAUAAAUUAACUAUUCAUUCAUGAAACACAAAUGGGUCAUCCUGACUCUCUUACACAUGGGAUGGGAAAACAAACCAUGAUUUUUGGCAACAUCAUCAAGUAAGCAAGUAUGAGUUUCCUUAGCAAUAUAAAUGGUGCCUUCUACUGUACCCUGAGUAAAAUCCGGGGUACAGCAUACCUUGAGUAUGGAAACGGUAUCUAGACCUCGAAUUAGCAGGAUUUUUUGGUCUGAUACUAUACCCUAACCCUUAAUGAGUGAACCCUAGGUCCUAAUUAUCUAAAUCAUAAUCUAUAAACCCUAAGAUGAUGCAUUCCUUUUUGUGCCUAUAUUUGGACGAAUCAUAACCGUCGAUUAUUUUUUCUAAUUAAAUUGAUGAUCUUGGAGUAUAAGAUUGGGAGAAUUAAGACCUAGAUUUUGAUCUUUAAGGGAUAGAGUAUAGUAUCAUGUCCGAAAGAUCGGUCAAUUCAAGGUCUAGAUAGUGUUUUCAUACUCAAGGUAUGCGGUACCCCGGAUUUUACCCAGGGUACCGUAGAACUCGCCAUAUAUAUAUAUAUAUAUGGCGAGUUCUACGGUACCCUGGAUGAAAUCCGGGGUACCGCCUACCUUGAGUAAGAAAACGCUAUCCAGAACUUGAAUUGACUAAUCUUUCCGGACAUGAUACUAUACACCAACCCUUAAAGAUCAACAUCUAGGUCUUAAUUCUCUAAAUCUUAUACCCCAAGAUCAAUUUAAUUAGAAACAAUAAUCGACGGUUAUGAUUCGUCCAAAUAUGGGCAAAAAAAUCAAUGCACCAUGUUAGGGUUUAUAGUUUAUGAUUUAGAUAAUUAGGACCUAGGGUUCACUCAUUAUGGGUUAGGGUAUAAUAUCAUGCCCAAAAAUCCUGCUAAUUCGAAGUCUAGAUAGCGUUUUCAUACUCAAAGUAUGCGGUACCCCAGAUUUCACCCGAGGUACCGUAGAAAUCACCAUAUAUAUAUACCAUAUAUGGGUCAUACUGGUGUAUGUCAGGCGUAUAGUAGAUUUUACAACAAAAUCUUUUUGCCUCAGUAACCUUUGAUAAAAGGAAACCACAAUUUCACUCAUCUUCCCAGUGCCUAUAAAUAUAGUAUUAACACCAUCCAUCAAAGACCAAAUUGUGUUUUGUUUCUACAUCGAGUUAGCUGACUUGUAAAAGAAUGCAAUAUUUGAAUCUUUACAUGAGAGACAAAGUUCUCUAGAUUUUUGGCAUAAAAAUGACUCCUCUACAUAUUUUAAAGAAGUCAACUCCUUACUUAAUCGAAUUUCAUUCUCAAAAGUAAUGCAAUACCUACUAUUGAGCUUGAGAAAAUUCAACCUCUUUAUCUCGCACCUUACCUCGAAUACCAAAUGACUUAAGGUAGCAACAAAGGUUCCCCUUCUUUUUUCUUCUCUUAUGAAGUUUUGAGUUAUAGAGAGAAUAAUAAACUUCUUUACUCAGUCGCUUCAAAAGACCUUUCAAUGUACUUAGCUUUUUAUACACCCUAUCCAUCGUUUACUUUGAUCUCUUGGAGUUCUUGGGUGAUGUAAUCUAGCUGGGCUUUAAGAUCCUUGGCUGGUUGACUAGUUUGUUCUUUCCUUGAAGCUCGUGAAGUAAGGGUCAUAAGUUCUGCUACUCACUUUGUGACGGGAGAUUUUGCAUACUACCUCUCUGGAUACCCAUGGAGGGGCGACCGAGUCUACUACUUCUUGAAAGGUGGCAAGAUGGGUGAUCGGAUCAUCGCCUUCAUGAGCUAAGAAAGGUAAUUGCUUCUCAAAAGCUAGAAUGUGUCGUAAGUGGUUGCAAACGUUCCUUGGGAGAUCUCUAGUUGAGUGAUACUAGGUCGAAUAUCGACUACCUUGGGCCAAAAGAAGUCAGCUCAGGUUCGGGUCACCUCUCCCAUGGAGUAAGAUCCUUGGAUCCUCGAGGUAGUGAGCUGAUGCCCUCGAAGUGCAAGACUGGCGGCAUAAUUAGCGGAAAAAUUUGAUAUUUAAUACUUUAUCUAUUAUGAUACUCUAUCCCUUCCACGAAUGCAUGCCUAACUGAGCUUAUGCCACAUGCAAAAGGAACAAUUACUAGCUAAUGCAUGCUUUCCUUCAGUCUAUCAAUUAACUAAUGAAGAACAAGGAAGUUAAGAUAACACAUGGUUAAGUGUGGGCCUCUUGAGCCAUAAUUCGUGGUCCGCAGUAUCAAUGAUCUAAUUAACAAUCAAGCAUGCAUACACAAAUAGGUUGUCAAUCAAUCUAUACCUGCAUGGGAUAUUACAAGAAAUUAGUUUCCUAACAUCCUUGAUGAUAUUAUAAACAAUGACUAUAGUAGCAUACAAUAGAAUCACACGCAUCGAAUAAAAGCAUUAGAUGAUAUAGGCAUCAAUCAUAUAAACAUGAGAAUGAUUGAAGCAUCAAAUCAAACAACAUCUAAUCAACCAACAUCUUAUUGAAUCAUUAAAAGAUAAAUGAGCAUAACAAAAUCUACAUUACUAAACAAUCUCGAGCUAGCAUGUCAAUAGGGAGGGAGAAUAUAUAAUCAAUUAUGAAGAACAUCGAUGGUAGAGAAUUUCUCCUCCUUCCUAUGAGAUGCUAACUCGUGCCUCUUGGGCAGAGUAAGUGACUCACUUCUACUAUCACCCUAGGAAUUGGCCAAGUGAAACCACUUCCUAAAGCGUAGUAUAGCGGGUUUAGGUUUAAUUAUCAACCCGGGUCCUAGAUUUGAUGACUACUCAGUGAAUUCUUGUUAUCUAGCAAUGAAACUGGAAUGCAAGUCUAAACUAUCAAACAAACAAAGCAAACAAACGGUUGUAUUCAAGUUAAGAGAGGUCACCCGGAUAUGGUUCCCCCUAGACUGCAGUUAAGCCGGAUUGCAAUUACCAAGUUCAGUUUCUAUGAUAGUUAUACUGCGGAAGGUUCUUAAACAGCCUAAAGUCUCGACUAAAGGUCUUCAGACCCUCUCAAUCUGAGUCUCUAGCGGGCGACUAACCUCCACCGGAGUAAACAGAUUGAGGCCUUAACAAACAAAACCUCCACUACCGGAGUAAAGCCGGUACAGAAUAGUGAGUUGGCUCCUCGACUAAAGUCACCAACUCCCUACCUUCAAUCAAGGAUACUCUAUCAACCUAGGCAGAUAUUCUCAUUCUAGGUUAAAGCAGAAACAACAGGAAUUUGAUCAGGAUUCAAGUCAUUCAAUCAUUCAAACCUCAAUCGAAUAUAAUCAAUCAUAGAAUCAGUACUUGGGUUCAUACAAUCAAAGCCUAACAUACAAAUCUAGGGUUCUCCAUACCCAGAUGAAUGGGAGAACUACUCCAUGGAGAAAGAAGCAAAAGCAGAAUUAGACGCGGAAUUCAUACUGUGAAGGAUGGAUUCCUGCUCCUGGACGUUGAUCGGCACUUCUCCAAGCUCAAACUGGCCUCCAAUGAUGUUGAAGAUCAAUCUAGGGCGCUUGGAGACUCUUGUUCGUCACUUUCUCUCUCUAGGAAUCGUUUUCUCUCUCAAAAACUCGAAUCCCCUUCUGUUUGGCUGAAAAUCUGCUUAAAAAUGCAUCAGUGGCCAAAGCACGGUCGAGGGCACGACCGUGUAAUGCCUCAGCCCGCCCGUGCUUUGGCUAGGGUUAAUUACACGGCCAUGUGUUGGAAGAAACACGGCCGUGCUUGAUGAUGGACACGACCGUGCUUUGCCUGAACACGGCCGUGCUUUCAGCCCGUGUUUGCAGCUGAAUUUGCCAAAUCAAUUAGCUCUCGGCAUAAAAAGCACGGCCACCAGAACACGGCCGUGUAAUGAUUUAGGUGUGCCCGUGUUUUGGCUCCAGCUCACCGAAAUGACUUCCGAAUGCCCCGAAACUCGCGCUUAGCCUUCCCUUUGAUACCUGGGACCUGAAACAUGACAAAAUAGCACAACCCGGCGUAAAAUAGGCCAAAACACACGACUAUGCCCCUCAAACGGAUAAGAACUAGGGGCGCAAAUAUGUGCAAUUACAUCGUUAUCAGUAAGUAAAAUGUGUGUCUAAAACCUCUAACUUAUGCCUCUAUAUAUAGUACAUGAGGGAAGGGAUUUUCUAAUCUUUUUUCCUAUUAAAGUCGGGGAAAACCUUCCUUGUACAAGUGAGCUCAGAUUUCCUUCCUUGGGGCCGAAGUUUGCACCUUCUAGAAGCUUCCCUCAAGUGGUGGUGGGUACCAUCGUGGACUUUUCUUCUCCAAACGAGAUCAUAUUCCUCUUGAGUGUCUUACAUCAUUGAAAAGCAAAAAUUAACACCAAAAGGCGUAAAACAAAAACACACUCGAGGUCUAUCUUAAGCAGCUAAUGCAAAUUGUUACGAUAUUCAUAUGAAAUAUAAUGAAAACUAUUAAAGAUACAUUGAUAGAAGAGGAAAAUGUAUCAAAUAUGAGAGUGAUAAUCACUACAAAUUGAGUGUUACUAUGGUGACGAUUGCAGUGGAUGAAGUGGCGAAAGAAGGUGGCGACCUGGCAACUACCGUGGUGGUCGACAUAACUAGCAAGACGGUGGAUCAUGGUGAUGGCUCGGUGGUGGCCAGCAUAACAAGUGAUUUGGCGGAGGUGUCCUCCGAUGACUCAUGUUCAUUUUUGUACAAUUGAACGAUUUUUUGCGUUCAAAAAAAUCAAGUUAUUACCCUGACUGAGAGAUGUGAAUAGCUCAAAUCGGAACCAAGCCUCUAAUACCAAAUGAUAGAAACCAAGAAAUUGAAGAAGAUUUAGGCGGAGACAAAAAUUAGGAGUUUAGAGGAAGAAUUUGGGGAAAAAGAGAAUAAAGAGGCUGGUGGUCU